AUGUUCAAGCUCUCUAGAACCACGAUCAGAUCGUUGCAAUCUUCUGGUAGAAGAUUGAAUGCCCAUCUUCCUAACCCUUACGGUACUCCUGCUUCUGGUAUCUACUCUAAUCUUCCAUUCAAGGUUAAGAACAGAAAGAUUCCUUUGGGCUUCUUCUGGUACGGUACCCUUGGAUUCUUCUUUUCCUUCCCAUUCCUUGUCUCGUGGUUGCACAUGUACAAGGCUGGUAACUUGGACAAGGGUUGGUGGAUCCAAGAAGAGGAAGAAUAG
Molecule: messenger RNA, 270 nt
Organism: Lizanozyma spartinae
Lineage: Eukaryota; Fungi; Ascomycota; Pichiomycetes; Serinales; Debaryomycetaceae
Gene: COX8
Product: cytochrome c oxidase subunit VIII
Exons: 1
Coding region: 1-270 (89 amino acids)
Biological process (GO): mitochondrial electron transport, cytochrome c to oxygen
Source: RefSeq, a predicted model, not a curated record